AUUACAUUGUCUCGAAAGUGCGGAUUCCACUGCGGAAGAUCGACGAAUUCGACUGACUGACAUGAACACCUCUAUCUACUAUCCACUGUUGAACAACAACAAACUUCACAAAGUGCAACGGAAUUUUAGGAAGUUUCUCGCGUGUGUUCAAAUUUUGCGUAAUUUUGUGUGCCAAAGAAUUCAAAACGUGCAUAAAGCAUGUCCAGCAAGUUGAUCGGAAGCUGGUGCCUUUCGGACGGUGCUUUUUUCCCGUGCUCCAUCCACAACAUCGGCGACGACGGGAAAACUGUCUUGAUUGUGCCAGGCGAGGGCCAAUCGUUUACACUGGUCAUCAAAAAUUUCCGGCAGAACAUUGAAACAGGUGGCGAACCUCACAAGGUGUCCCGUAUUAAAUCGACCGGUUACAAUCUGGUGGAAACAGUCGUCACGGCAAGAAAUACCGUGAGUCGCGGAAGUAGCGGUCAGUUAGUGGUGUUUAGUUCAUUUCGAGAAUGCAACGUGGUUGGGGGAAUCGAAGGAGUUAAGGCUAUAGGGACAAUGGACGGUGGGUCCAAGUUGACCGUGAUCCGAGUAACUGAAGAUAACAAAAUGCGACUGGACGUGUUUGCCGAUUUGGUCGGUUGUAAUAUGGGUAGCAUUGUCCAUUCAUUUGAUCUAACAUGGGAGAAAAAUGAAUUUGAAGUCACUCGUAACCGACAAGUUCAUAAGGUCAAAACUGUUCAGAUUGCUAAGAAUAGCUCUAAACUGUUUACAAGAUUUUUAAAUUGCAUUGAUAUUGCAGAAGAAACAGAAAUCAUUUUAUUCACAAUGGACAAUGGACUUUACUGGCUGAAAAUCUUGGAAGGGAGCUACGAAAUCGUAACAGUUAGAAUGUAUCCGUCUAUCGUUCUGGACUACAAUUAUGCCCAUAAUACCGGAUGCUUUGCGGUUCUAGUGUCCAACGCUGUACUGUACAUCUAUUCAAUUUCCGAGGACGCCGAUUGUCUACUGCUUCAGGAAGAUAAACGAUAUCUGGGCCCCAUCGUGGAAGCCCACUAUUUCAUUACUGAGUUAAGCACUUUUAUCUACUCUAAUGGCUCUCAUGUCAUACAAAUACGAUACUAUUAUUCCGAACUCAGUAAAGCUAUUCUACACGUAUCCAAAGAACUACAAAUUGUCGGUGUGACCGGAAUUACCUAUUUGGAUCACGCCAAGAUGGCAAUAUGCGUAACAGAAAACCGCCUGUUCUAUUCAGUUCCAGUACAUAAAUUGACCGAUCUAAAUACCAACCAGCAAAAUGAUUAUUUCGAACUCACCAACGAAAUUUUAUCGCAAGCCAAUCAGAUGACUUGCCUUCUAACUAAUGAGGUGACCGUCGAAAAAACGAUCGCACAACAAAUCAACCAAGAGAAGGUGCAAAUCGACGUUUUGACCCAAGCUGCUAACAGAAUGUAUGGAAAGCUUAUCACAGCUGAAUUGCUGUACCACAAACAUCUUCCAAAUUUGCACUAUAACACCCUCCUGCUGAAUGAUAAAGCUUGCCUAAGCAAUAUGUUCGUUCAGAUAGAAAUUAUCUUGAGCAAAGGAAUCCGAGAAUGUAUAAACCGCCAAAGCAAUUGGCUUCUGCAAGUUUGCUUAGACGACGAUGCCAUCCAAAUCCAGCUCGAGAAAAUGAAUUACAUUGAGGAUAACACCAUCCGGUUACUCGCUCCAAUUGAAGAAAGUACUUUUCGUAUGCAUGGGUUUCCCCGAAUAGAAAUCAACGCAAUAAUCACAGUUACACAUGAUCAAGAUAAGCUAAUGCUGAAAAUCCCGAUACAAGUAAGGAAUGAGGAGAAUUUUGCCAGUCUAUUCGAGGCUAGCUUACACGAACCGAAAAUUGUUAACCCUAGAGCUAAACUACCGACCGAGGAAGCACGUGAUCUCAUUCGUCAAUGCGAGCAAAAGCCAGUUUCAGAAGCAAUGCUGUUGGAGUGGGAUUUAAGGGGAUUGAUGGAAUUCCCAACGAUUGGCAGUCUCCUAAAUCAAAUCGGCAUACCGAUGAAUAACAUAAUUGUUGAAAAAGCUUUCCUAAAGCUUGGCAAUCAACUUUGCGAAGUAAACCAAGUCGAUCCUCAUGCAUUCCGGUUCAACACGAAAUCGCCAGGAGUGUUGUAUUUGGUGAAGGUUUUGUGCAAUGAAAAGCUUCGACAUAAGAGCAAGACGGAGAUAGAAAAAUUAAAGGCCAUCCGGCUUCAACUGUUGCAAUGUGAAAGCGAUUUCCAAUCUAUUGCAUCCUUUUACCGGCAAAUCAGGACAUCCUUCGACACCUGGCGAUAAUGCAACACCGGCUACACCAUUCAACACCCACCGUGCUCGAUGUUUCCUCCCACCACCCACCACACCACAUGCACCGUAAAAACCGAAUCAGGGGAGAAAGUGAAACAGCAAAACGGAGAAGCAUUGACAGCAUAACAACAUAAGGCGCAUACAUAUUCUAAAGCAUCAUCAUCGUCGUACACUAUCUAUACAUAGGAGAUAGAAGCUUCUGCGUCUGCUAUCAUCGGUUCGUACAUUUCACAAAACGAGUAUUGUUGUGUCCUGUCAGUUUAUAUGUAUCAUAAACGCCACUGAGAUAGGGCGUAAACCCGAUCGUAUAAUAGCAAUUUAUGAUUGGAGAGUUUUAUACCUAAUCCAGUCAAAGUGGAUUUAAUU
Molecule: messenger RNA, 2673 nt
Organism: Aedes aegypti (yellow fever mosquito)
Lineage: Eukaryota; Metazoa; Arthropoda; Insecta; Diptera; Culicidae
Exons: 3
Coding region: 199-2298 (699 amino acids)
Source: RefSeq, a predicted model, not a curated record